CCCACCCCUUUCCUACUUCUCUCCCCACCGGUCCACAGCACACGCCAUUCUCCUGCGGAAGACCACGCACAUUUCCAGGUACCACGCACAUUUCCAGAUCCUCGAGACCUGGUGGCCACCUAACUGCUCCCUGCUGCUCACAGGCAGGGCUUCCUUCAUUUCUCACCAGCCUGGCUUUGAACUGCAGGCACAUCACCACUGGGCAUGGCCGGUGUGGACCAGCGUGGGGGCACCAUCCAGGUGCAGGGCCAGAACCUCUUCUUCAGAGAGGCCCGGCCUGGCAGUGGGCAGCUUGUCCGCUUCUCUGUGCUGCUGUUGCAUGGUAUCCGCUUCUCCUCGGAGACUUGGCAGAACCUGGGUACUCUGCAGAGGCUGGCCGAGGCUGGCUACAGAGCUGUGGCCAUUGAUCUGCCAGGUCUUGGGCAAUCCAAGGAAGCAGCAGCCCCUGCCCCUAUUGGGGAACUGGCCCCUGGCAGCUUCCUGGCUGCUGUGGUGGAUGCCCUGGGGCUGGGACCCCCAGUUGUGAUCAGUCCAUCAUUGAGUGGCAUGUAUUCACUGCCCUUCCUCGUGGCCCCCGGGUCCCAACUCCGGGGCUUUGUACCAGUGGCUCCUAUCUGCACAGACAAAAUCAACGCUGAGGACUACACCAGUGUGAAGACUCCAGCUCUCAUUGUAUAUGGAGAUCAGGACCCCAUGGGCUCCUCCAGCUUUCAACACCUGAAGCAGCUGCCCAANCACAGAGUGCUGGUCAUGGAAGGGGCGGGGCAUCCCUGUUACUUGGACAAGCCUGAUGAGUGGCAUAAGGGGCUGCUGGAUUUCCUGCAAGGGCUAGCCUGAGACUCAGUCCCGACUGCCUGCUCUAGGAUCUCUUGCUGUCUUCUCCUGGUCUCUGGCUUCUGCCUCACCUGUAGCAGGUCUGUCUAUACAUCUGUCUGGGUUCCUAUCAUUUCUGUUUUUCUCUUGCAGUGACAGAUCAGAUCAAGGAGGUAAAAUCAAGUGGAAAAAGCGUCGGGUUCAAGGGGAGAACUCUGAUUGUGGGUAAUCCUUAAACUUCCUCUAUAGGCUCCCGCUUGGUUCUCAAGUCUGCCUUACUUUACUUUCGGAUCCAUCUCCCUCUNCAGCAGCUCCACAGGACAGCCAUUCCUUCUGCUCCCCUACCCUUAGNCCACAGAUAACAUACGGGUAUGCCUGUUUAGAUCCAUCCCACAUCCAGACAGAACCUUUCCCUUGGGAGCAGCACAGGGGUCCCACAUUCUGUGUAGCUUGCACAGGUACACGUGCAGUUUCCUGAAGGACGGAGGGAGUCUUUUUGUAAGAGACCCACUUGCCAGGAUAAAAAUAUGGCCAACCCUGGAUCUCUCUUUCCUACCCCUUGCAACUGGUCCCAGACCAAAAUUGCCUCCUCAGAAGGGGAGGUGCUUUUCAAAUCUNCUCCCUUCUUCUUGGGGGCUGCACACCUCCCCAGGUAAUCAAGCACGAGUCUUCUCAGCCAAGCCCAUUUCCUGCCCUGAGGUUUGGGAGUGGGAUGAGGAGAGGAGACCGACUGCGGAGGUCCCUGAAAUAAAGUGAUACAAUUAAACCUCA
Molecule: messenger RNA, 1584 nt
Organism: Mus pahari (shrew mouse)
Lineage: Eukaryota; Metazoa; Chordata; Mammalia; Rodentia; Muridae
Gene: Abhd14b
Product: abhydrolase domain containing 14B
Exons: 4
Coding region: 205-837 (210 amino acids)
Cellular component (GO): cytoplasm
Source: RefSeq, a predicted model, not a curated record